Salvia miltiorrhiza (redroot sage) is the source of this 1914-nucleotide messenger RNA. RefSeq names its product receptor like protein 29-like. Gene Ontology annotation, molecular function: protein binding. NCBI's taxonomy places the organism in Eukaryota, Viridiplantae, Streptophyta, Magnoliopsida, Lamiales, Lamiaceae. Bases 369 to 1787 code for a protein of 472 amino acids. The record is from RefSeq and is a predicted model, not a curated record. The transcript has a single exon.
CAUAGAGUCUACCAAGAACUGGGUGCAGUGGCAUGUCUGUAUCAAGGCAAGAGAGAGGUGUCCCAUCAUAUUACAACACAGUCGUUUUGAACAUCACUUUUAACUUUGACUGUCUUCAUAAAUGGCAACUGUGUCCCUAUCCUCUCUCUGCAUGCUAUCGCUCUCUCACUUCCUAAUUCGGCAAACAUUUUCCCCUUUUCUUAGGGCUUUGCAUGCAGCCUUAUCACUGACCUACCUCACACACUAACACAUGAAUUUCUCAUUGCCCCCAACAUUAAAUUCUUCAUUCUCAAACACACUUUUUUCACAAAUUCAUGUACUAACACAACAUUCACUCUGAAAAAAAAAACAUUUGUUGCGUAUAUUAUAUGGCUUCCGCGUACCUUUUCGUCGUGGCGAUUCUUGUCUUUUGCGGCGGAGCGGCGUGUUACGACGGCGGCGCAGGGAUGGAGGAGGGGGAGCUGUUUGGGCUGUUUGAGGUGAUGGGGUCGCUCUUGGAGGACCCCACUUGGGCGGAGAUGCACCCGCUGCCAUGCACCGAUACGCCGUGGCCGGGAGUGGAGUGUGGGCUUAUGGAAGAAACCUCCGUCUUCCACGUCACCAAGAUUCACGUCGGCGACGACGUCGUUUCCCCGCCGUGUAAAUCUUCUGCGAGAAUCUCCCUCUCUCUCCUCAAACUGCCCUACCUCCGAACUCUCUCUCUCAUCAACUGCUUCACCGAUUCACCCGUUUCUCUGAACAGACUCCUCUUCCAAUCUCUCUCCUCAUUGGAGCACUUGACUCUCGACUCCAAUCCCGCCCUAAUCGGAGAGAUUCCUUCCACAAUCUCGAACCUCGCAUCUCUGAAAACGUUGUGCCUGUCGCAGAACAAUCUCAGCGGCCAAAUCCCUAAGCAAAUUGGGGAUCUCGUUAACCUGCAGCAGCUCGUUCUCAGCCACAACAACUUCACCGGUCCGAUUCCUCGAGAAAUCGGAGCCAUGGAGAAGCUCACGAUCCUCGAUCUCAGCUUGAAUUCCUUGCAGGAAACGCUGCCGAGCUCGAUCGGCGACCUCGCCUCCCUCGAGAAGAUCGAUUUGAGCUGGAACGAACUCCGAGGAGCUCCGCCGCCGGAGUUGGGGAAAUUGAGGAGGCUCAAUCUGUUGGAUCUGAGCCACAACUCAUUCACAGGUCCCAUCCAUGAAAAUCUAUCGGGAAUGCAGCAGUUACAGUACCUAAUAAUGGAUGCCAAUCCAUUAAAUUCAAAAUUCCCUUCGAUCACAGGCUCACUCACUCGCCUCGCCGUUCUGAGCUUAUCGCGCUGCGCGCUUUACGGCCCGAUCCCGAGCGUCUUCUCGAGCCUGACCAACCUAACGGCGUUGUCGCUCGACGACAACCGCCUCGACGGCGCGGUUCCAGCGGAGAUCGGCGCGCUGCGGAGCCUCGAUACCUUGAAUUUGAGCAGGAAUCAUCUCAGCGGUCGGCUGCUGUUUCCGCAGGAUUUCAUGAACAGGAUCGGGCAGCGCCUCGAUAUUCGCGAAAACGACGGCUUGUGCGCGGAUGUGGCGGUGAGGACGAGCAAUAUGAGCUCGAGAUUGUUGCAGAACCCUAGCUGUGAUACUGUGAUAUUUGCUGCGCCUAGCAACAAAACAAUGGCGGCAGAUCACACAAACCGCGGGGAUCGUUCUGCAAAUUUGAAGCCGGAUCUGUAUGGUGAUGAUGAUACCAGCUCGGAUCACCGUGAUUCCGAUACCAAACUUGUGCUUUUCUUUGAAUUUGUGUCGUUGCUUUUUUUGUUGCUAGCCUCAUGAAUUUCUGUAUCCACUCUCUGAGAUUUUUAUUUAUUUUUAUUUUUUUAUGAUUGUUGUGUAAUUAAAGCUAUGUUGAAAUUUGAGAUGUGCUAGUUUAAUUGCUAAAUUUAACACAAUUUUUCAUCAA